Monascus purpureus is the source of this 1701-nucleotide messenger RNA. The record is from the annotation of a GenBank genome assembly. Lineage: Eukaryota; Fungi; Ascomycota; Eurotiomycetes; Eurotiales; Aspergillaceae.
GCAUUACGCAGGUCUCUAUUGAAGAUACUUGGUUUUCUUUCUUUUCUUUUUAAAAAGCUAUAGAAAGGGAAGAAAAUGGCAAAAGCACGAGUCAAGAAGCGCACCCAUGUCGGUGCCAAAAAUGGCCCUGCCAAUGCAAAAAAUACUGCUUCUUCGAUGUCAAAAACGCCCAAAUCCAUGGUAAUUCGAGUUGGCGGUUCACAGGUUGGUACAAGUGUGAGCCAACUGGUCAAGGAUGUACGGUUGAUGAUGGAGCCUGAUACAGCUGUGCGAUUGAAGGAACGAAAAUCUAACAGACUGAGGGAUUACACAACCAUGGCUGGACCCCUUGGUGUUACGCAUCUACUUCUCUUUUCAAAGUCGAGCACUGGAAAUACGAAUCUGCGUAUAGCUCUGACACCCCGUGGACCGACACUGCACUUCAAGGUGGAAAACUAUUCGUUAUGCAGAGAUGUGGAACAGGCAUUGAAGCGUCCGCGAGGUGGAGGACAGGACCACAAAACGCCUCCACUACUCGUGAUGAACAACUUUAACUCGCCCAAUGCAGAUGAAAACUCCAAAAUCCCCAAGCGUCUCGAGUCGCUGACCACAACAAUCUUCCAAUCCCUCUUCCCUCCUAUCAAUCCACAAGCUAUACCUCUUUCUUCAAUCCGUCGCGUCAUGCUUCUGAAUCGGGAGAUGUCUUCAAAGCCGGACGCUGAAGAAGACCCGUACAUCUUAAACCUAAGACACUACGCUAUCACAACAAAGAAGACAGGUAUCCCGAAACGGAUCCGUCGACUAGAUCCCAAGGAGAUACGCCAUAUGGACAAGAAGUCGUCUGCUAUUCCUAAUCUAGGGAAACUGGAGGAUGCCGCGGAUUAUCUACUUGAUCCGUCCGCGGCGGGAUAUACAUCAGCGAGCGAAACUGAGCUGGAUACAGAUGCCGAAGUCGAAGUCGCGGAGAGCACUACCAGGAAGGUUUUGAACAGACGGGAAAUGCAACGUAUGAACGCUGGGAAAAGUUCACAGAAAUCAACAGGCGCUUCCCAGGCUGAGAAACGGGCCGUUAAGCUGGUUGAAUUGGGGCCACGGAUGAGACUCAGGCUGAUCAAGGUUGAGGAAGGCUUGUGUGAAGGGAAAGUGAUGUGGCACGAUUUCGUGAACAAAUCGGAGAAGGAGAUCAGUGAGCUUGACAAGAGUUGGGACCAGAGGAGAAAGGAGAAGGAGGAAAGAAAGAAGAAACAAAAGGAGAAUGUCGAGAGGAAACGACAGGAGAAGGGCAAGGCGAAUGCAGAUGGGGAAGAUGGAACGGAUAAUGAAGAUGAGGAUGAGGACAUCGAUAUGGAUGAAGAGUGGUUGAGUGACGAUUUUGAUGAUGAGGAUGGCGAGGAGCAGGAGGAUAAUUCUGAUGAGUCCAUGGAGGAUUGAACGCGUGCUUGAGGACGUUUAAUUCGGCACGAUGUUCGCCUAUGGGUCAACGGCUUCUGUGUGUCCUGAGAUGUACUCAAGCACCCGUCUAUCAUCAUGGUAUGUGAAGGGCUCCGAUAUACUACAUACAACAACUUGAUAUGAUGGCUUUUGUGGUGUCCGAAGAAGAGGCGUUUUCAGUGCAUUUAAGGGAUAUGACAUUCCAACAAAAGUUAAAUGUCGAUUUUGAUAAUAUAGAACUAUACCCGAAAGGUUCGUCUGGUUUAUAGUGAAAAGGAAUUGAAUAUCGAA